AUGUGGACGUUUCGCACAGUAGCGGACAUUGUUGAGAUUAUAAUAACAUGUUUUAUCUGUGGGUCUAUUGAGCGCAAAGCGGCUAAACUAUGUCAAGCGCUGCACUCGAUCAACACUCGGGCCCUCACGGAUGUCGAGUAUCGCGAGUGGCGUACGUUUACGGCUGUUGUCCAACAAUCCGGCCGUACGUUUGGGUUUACGAUCGGCGGUUUCGCACCGUUUAAUAAACGCACACUAAUCAAGACUAAUCACGUCCUUGAAUGA
This is a messenger RNA of Medioppia subpectinata, 264 nucleotides long. The record is from the annotation of a GenBank genome assembly. Lineage: Eukaryota; Metazoa; Arthropoda; Arachnida; Sarcoptiformes; Oppiidae.